CACAAUGACAAGCCCAAGAACACCGCGGCGCUUCGGCUCAAGAGAACCCAUCACACCGGGGCGCGACGACGCAAACGGUGCGAACAGCGCAAGCCCAUUAGGCCUGGGACAGCCGCCAGGAAGACAAGGCGGCAGCGGUGGCGAGCGUUACACUUCACUCUCGUCGCUCAUGCGCUCCCCGGACCCCGCGUCUCCCACGGGCCGCAACGGCGCAUCGGGGUGGCGGCUGCCGAUUACCGAGGGUGUCGUGGUGCACGAUUCGAACGGCAACGGCGUGGCACACAACCGCGGCCGGGAGAAGCAGCGCCUCAGCCUCUGGCGGCUGAUGGCGCUCACCGUGUCCAUGGGCGGGAGCCAGAUCGCUUGGACAGUCGAGCUAGGCUACGGCACGCCCUACCUCCGAGACCUGGGCAUGUCCGAGUCCAUGACGUCGCUGGUAUGGCUCGCAGGUCCCAUAUCCGGCCUCGUCGUGCAGCCACUUAUUGGGGCAAUCUCGGACAGCUCGACAUCGCGCUACCGACGCAGAUACUGGGUCGUGGCUAGUACCGUGCUCCUCGUCCUCUCGGGUCUCGGGCUCGCGUUCACCGAGCCGGUGGCCAAGGCGAUCGUGGACCUGUUUGGCGGCGGACAAGGCGACUGGGACCCGAACACAGGUGCCAUGGUGCGCGAACUGGCCAUUGCGAUCGCCAUCUUCUGCUUCUACUGCCUCGACUUUGCGCUCAACGGCCUGCAGGCGUCACUGCGCAACCUCGUGUUCGACGUCACGCCGAGCGACCAGCUCAACUCGGCCAAUGUCUGGAACGGGCGCUUCAACCACCUCGGCAACAUUGUCGGGUUUACAAUGGGAUACAUGAACCUCAACAAUGUGUGGGGGUUGAAGUGGCUCGGAGGGGACCAGUUCCGCAAGCUCUGCGUGCUGUCCCUCAUCCUCCUUGUCAUCACCGUCUGGAUCACAUGCCACUUUAUCGAGGAGGACGAGCGUGCGACCCACUUCCAUCGCCGAUCAAAACUCCGCGACAUCCUGGCUACCAUCAAGGAAGCAAUCGUCACGCUCCCAAAGCCCGUUAGGCGCAUCUGUAUGGUCCAGAUCGCCGCCUUCAUGGGCUGGUUCCCAUUCCUCUUCUACGCGACCUACUACGUCAUCAACGUCAUGGCGUAUGAGCUAGGUCACGAGCCUGACUUGACAGUUGCGACGCGCGCAGGAAGCUUCGCGCUCCUCAUCUACUCGUUCGUGGCGAUCAUUGCUGGCACCGUUCUUCCGUGGUUCUCAGAGCGCGACCCCCGCCUUGUGGGCGCCACCUACGAUGACGACUCUGCAGACGAGGACGAGACGCUCGACUCGGAGUUUGCGAGGGAUCGCGCUCAUCAGGCCGAAGUGGAGCGAGUCCGCGAAAUGGUCCGCCAGUGGAAGCUGGAAGUCGUUAGGGAUGGCAAGGAGCUCAAGCUGCCCAGGAUGCCGUUCUUACUUCGCAACAUCUGGACUUGGGCACUGGUCCUCUUUUUCGUCCUCAUGAUGGGGACAUUUGCUGUCCAGAAGGUUUGGCAGGCCACGAUCCUCAUCUCGCUCGUCGGCAUCUGCUGGGCUGUUGCCUGUUGGGUCCCCUUUGCCAUGAUCAUGGAGUUCCUCAAGGAGUUGGAGCAGCCCGGAGCCAAUGGCACAAACGGAGCAGCGACGGACGAUCGCCCCGCCCACGGCCGGUCGUCAUCGCUGGGGCCUGCAUUCCGUCCAGGGCAGAACUCUACCCUUUCCGAGACCACUCCACUGAUGAGGAGCUACUCCACUGCCGACCUGGAGGGUGCCAGCAUGGAGUUUGCUGGACAGGGAUCUGUCGCCGGGGGCACCAUCAUGGGCAUCCACAACCUGGCCAUUGUCUUCCCCCAGUUCAUUGUUGCGCUGGUCGCGUCCGUCAUUUUCAGGGUGGCCGACGGCGACGCCGGUGACUCGGCUCCUGCCUUUGACGAGGUGUUCAAGGCCAAGACGGGUGUGGCGUGGGUCCUUCGUUUUGGAGGUCUGAUGGCACUCGUGGGAGCCGUCAUCUGCCGCCAGGUGCCACCGACCAAGACUGAAAAGAUCAUGCGUCGCCGUCUUGCCGAGAUUCGCGAAGAGAUUGGAGAGUAGGCCAUGUAUCAAUACGUUUUACACUGUAGAAGUGAUGGAUUGUUUGUGA
This is a messenger RNA of Vanrija pseudolonga, 2168 nucleotides long. RefSeq names its product General alpha-glucoside permease. The coding region runs from base 5 to 2119 and encodes 704 amino acids. Lineage: Eukaryota; Fungi; Basidiomycota; Tremellomycetes; Trichosporonales; Trichosporonaceae. Gene Ontology annotation, cellular component: plasma membrane. Gene Ontology annotation, biological process: transmembrane transport. Gene Ontology annotation, molecular function: sucrose:proton symporter activity. The transcript is spliced from 7 exons. The record is from RefSeq and is a predicted model, not a curated record.